GGAAAGGAAGAGGGCGCAUCGCCCGAGCGACCGCAGAGCAUCCGCAUUUGAGAGCCGGCGAAGGAGGGGUUCCUAUGAAGGGGCCAAAUGCCCCCCCAAGUAAAUAACACCUCUCAAGUCCAGCUUUCGUCCUCCUCUCGCUUUCACGAGCGAGAGAAGUGGGCGGAUGCUUCCCGUGAUUGACGGGAGGCUGGGCCAACCAGCCAGCCAGCUGACGACUACCUGUUGGAACGUGCAGGUUUGUCUCGGGCGCUCGCCCCGAUUCUCCCAACGCGGAAGCCUCUUGCCGGAACAGAAGGGCCCCCGCGGGGAGGGGCCAAGCCCGGGGCCCGACUAUGGAGCCCGUCUCUCUCUGGAGCCCCCAGACGGUGGUGGCUUGGAUCCGAGGUUUGGAUCCAGUAUUACAAGGCUACCCAAUUGAGACGUGGGGGCUGACUGGGAAGGGACUGCUCCGGUUAUCCUAUCGGGAUUUGGAGAAUCUGGGGGUGAGCUGCAUUGGCCAUCAGGAGCUCCUUCUGGAAGCUGUAGAGCAGCUUUGUGUUUUGAACUAUGAGCUGACAACUUCCAACCUGAGAGCACUCACAGAGAAGCUGCAAGGGGUCAUUCGGACGAUUGAGGUCUGCAUUCUGAGUCGCAGGAAAGUCAGCACCUAUGAUGGAGCUGCUACCGAAAAGUCCAGCUUAGAUCUACUGGCUUCUGUGGUGGAGUUGAUCAGCGCAGCCAAAGGCCUCUUUCUAUGGCUCAACAGGUAUCUCUUCUCCCACCUACAUGAUUAUUCAGCCAGCCGAGACAUCAUCUGGCUUUGUGGUGAUCUGGCAGAGAUUGUGCAGAAGGACUGCACUGUGUCUGAAAGAGAGGACCGGAUUUUGCUGAUUGGAAGACACAUCUCUGGAAUCUGUGAGCAUAUCUUGCGUCACAGCCCAGCUAACCUCCUGGAUCAAACAGCCAUCUUGGAGACAGUGGAACUUGAACCUGCAGGUCCAGAAGAUAGUUUGGGCCUAGAGAUUAAGUCCUUGCCCUCCUGUCUCCAUUUGAUAUCAGGGACUGCCCGAGAGGGUCCAGUUGAGCAUUGCAGCAGGGUCUUCCCAGGAGAUGAAAUAGUCCAAGUCAAUGACCAGGUGGUGUUGAUUGUGCAGGUGGGAUGGACCCGGAUGAAUCUUGUGAAAAAGCUUCUGGAAUCAUCAAGUCAAGUGACCCUGGUGCUGAAGAAAAUCCCACUGGUUUCUUCAGAGUCUCCCAGUUCCCCAGGAUCUCCUCCUCACCAGCGAGAGCCAGAUGCUUUCUUGGAAGCCCUGAGCUCAAGAAGUGAUGACUCUUCAACCAGCUCUGUGUCACCAACGUCCAGCAUGACUGCUGAAUUUGAUGGAACCCAGAAUUCUGUGCUCGAUCUUCCUACCACUCAGGAGGAGCAGAAAGGAAUUGAUUGCAGGCAUCCUGUGGGUAAUACCUGUGGCCUGGAGGAGGUCUUUUCUGGAGCAGAGGCAUUUGUUGACCCUGCCCUGGAAAGGCAGGAUUUUGGGGCAGAUGCCAUGGGACAUAAAUCUCCAGAUCCUGCCGUCUCUUCCAAUCCCAGGAAGCAGGAGCAUCAACUGGAAGACUCUGCAAGGCCCGAGAACGGAUUUGUCAGAGGACAACUGCCAUCAGCAGUUUCCAAAGAGGGCAGCACUGAAAUCCGACAGAAGCAAAAAGGAGUCACUACCCGACUAAGUCGACGACGCAUCUCCUGCCAGGAACUGGGACAGGUGGACUGUGACAGUUGGCUCUUAAAAAAGAAAGACCACGUGGGCUUCAUGGCCCAGAAAUGGAAACGGUUUUGGUUUGUGUUGAAGGGACACAACCUUUACUGGUACAGCAACCCCAACGAUGACAAGGCUGUGGGAUUGAUCAACGUGUCUGCCUACAGACUGGAGAGCACCAAGGAACAGAAAAAGAAAUAUGUUUUCCAGCUCACACAUGAGAAGUACAAGCCCUUCAUCUUUGCAGCAGAAACCCUGGCUGACCUGAGCAUGUGGGUCAGCCAUUUGAUCAUGUCUAUGACAAACUAUACAGUGUCCCGUAAAUCUGUGCCACCUAACCAAGAAGAUUGCUACAGUGAAACAGAAGGAGAGGAUCCUGAGGAGGACUCUCCUCGGCAGAGCUUUGAUCAGCCAAAGCAGAAGGAAUUGGAGAAAGCUCCAUUGCCAGCAGGGGCUGCAGGGAAUAGCCCAAACCCCCUGGGCAGCCCACUUGUCCAGAACACCGUAGAUGAGAAAACAGCAUCUCCCUCUUCUCCAGAUCCAGCAGGAGAAGAACUCGAGUCGCUGAUCAAGUGUCUGAAACAAGGGGGAGUAUCACUUAUUGGGAAACAGCAGGUGUUCACCCGUGAAUAUUACCGGAAAUCCUUUGUCAAACGUAAUAAGAACCCAGAGAUCAACGAGAAAGUACAUCUGAUUCGGACCCUUCAAAGCACACUCAAGGCUAAAACUGCUGAGCUCCAAUUACUUGACAUUCUACUCGAGGACACUGAACUGACCUCUGAAAAAUUCAGGAGCUGGAAAGAACAACAUCAGGAGUUAUACCAAGAAAUACAGAUGUGGUGGGCUAAAAAGCUGAGCCAAGACAAUGAUGCAAUAGACUCAAGGUUCGACCUCAACUUGGAGGCAGCUGCAGCUCCGUAACAUCUGUCUGUAGGACCUCUGCUUUAAGGGCUAAAAAGUUCUUCCCCCAGCUUCACUUACACAGCAUCAGACAGAGGUGCGGUUUUGUCAUUUCUGAACUCUGGAUCUUUAGGUGGCAUUGGGAUUACAUUUGGGGCUGCCCCAAAGUUUUGUCCAGACAGCAACACUGGCUCCAGAUAGUUCUCUCAUUUUGGAGAGAUGGAUUACAAAAAUGGUUGCAACUGAGAAAGGCAGUUUCUGAGAAAGGUAGUUGGCUUUUUAGGUAACACUGGAGAUUUCCUGACUAUGCAAAGUGGAAGACCAGCGAAGCAGGAGAUGGCUUUUGGGGGCUAAACAUCUGGGAAAGAGCUGGCAUUGACUAGCACAGACUUUGUGCCCGUCAGAUUUCUUCAAAACAAGCCAUUUCCUCCAACAUGUUUCAAGUUGAAACCUUCUCUUGGGUAUACUUAGCAACUGAGAGACAUCACAGUAAACCACAGUUUGUGGUUUUCAGUCACGAUAGUUUAUAUUGAAAACCAGCUUGCACUAGAAGCAGGGUACUGUAAACAUGUAAGAAAUGAGUUAUAUAAAUAAAUGUUAAAAUAUGUUUCUAAAGAUAGGUCAAACAGAUGAUUUUUCCCUUAUUUUCAUUUUCAAAAUAGUAUUCAGCCAUCCAGCUGCAAUACAACAGAAUGAUUAGCAAGACGAAAAUGGUAUGUUAGCCCAGACAGAAUUGUUAACUUUUAAAAACAUUCACAUUUUUAUUUUUUAAAAUCCUUGCAAUUGUUGAAAAUGCUGAGCCCUCCAGGGGUUAACUCUUGUUUUUUUCUUACAAAUUGUACUACUACAAACUGUUUUUCCCCUAAAUGUACCAAUAUAUCCCAUUCACUUGGCUGUUUCGGUUGCAAACCUGCUGCCGCGGAACGGCUGGAUCUGCUUUUAAAGGAAGCUAAUUCUUUUUCUCUUUCCACACCCCACCAUUUUUUUUUUUUUUAAGGAAACCUGAUCGAUCUCUUCUGGGCCUGUUUUGCCUUCUCCUCCUUAACCUAUCCAUAAAAUGUAGAAGAGAAAAGAGCCGGUACUGAAAUUUUCUCUCUAUAUAUCUUGUGUGGUGCGUUGUGCAUCGCAUUCUCGAGUGCGUUGAGCGCUUUGCUCUCAAAAGUAAUUUCUUUAAUUUGGGGCAUCCCAUAAAUGUGCACUAUUCUUCUCUUUGGAUUCUGAGCCAUCACACCGAAUAUAGCAGCAAAGUUCCUGUGAAGCUCAAUUUUGCCAUGACCUCCCCAAUUAGCUUUGGUCAAUGAUCAUUUGCAGUCAAGCUGAGUUGCUUAAGCUCUGGAAGUCCCUUUCAUGCUUUAUUUCUGUACUAGAAUGCCUGGUUUGUUUCCCUUCCAAAUGAGAUAUGGCUGACUUGAGUUUACAUACACACCAUCAAAAAGAGACCAUUGCAAGGUUUAUUUGCAGGUUAAUAUGAAUUUGUGUAAAUUGGAUAAAGUGUAUAUUGUAAAUGGAAAUGCAAGGCAUUCACUAGAGCAGGGGAAACUUUGAUCAGGCGACCUGCAUGCUAAGUGUUUGGCUUGCAUCUACUGUAUAUGCUUUAAAUCAGUGUUUUUCAAACUUGGCAACUUUAAGAUGUGUGGACUUCA
Molecule: messenger RNA, 4279 nt
Organism: Python bivittatus (Burmese python)
Lineage: Eukaryota; Metazoa; Chordata; Lepidosauria; Squamata; Pythonidae
Gene: CNKSR1
Product: connector enhancer of kinase suppressor of Ras 1
Molecular function (GO): protein binding
Source: RefSeq, a predicted model, not a curated record